Molecule: messenger RNA, 1044 nt
Organism: Erythranthe guttata (spotted monkey flower)
Lineage: Eukaryota; Viridiplantae; Streptophyta; Magnoliopsida; Lamiales; Phrymaceae
Gene: EXPA12
Product: expansin 12
Biological process (GO): plant-type cell wall organization
Cellular component (GO): extracellular region
Source: RefSeq, a predicted model, not a curated record
CAUAGUACGGUACAUGGUUGAGAAAACACAUGGGAUUCUAUAAAUGGAACCCUAAGUCGCGUUUUGUAUCUACGAAUUAAGUUAUUACGCUUUUAGUACAAGAGGAGGAUCGGAGUUUAUUACUAUGGCGAUUGUGGGUUAUACUUAUAAGCGUGUUUUCAUUUUGAAUGUCGUUUUGGUAAUUUGUGUGUUCUUGAAGGGGAUUAAUUGUCAGAGUAAUGGUUGGAUUAAUGCUCGUGCCACUUUCUAUGGCGGGAAUCAAAAUCCCAGCACCCUUGGUGGAGCUUGUGGGUACGAGAACAGCUAUGCAGCUGGAUUUGGUGUAAACACGGCGGCGUUGAGCGGUGCUCUAUAUAGGGGCGGGGAGGCUUGCGGGGCAUGCUAUCAGGUACUUUGCAACCGCCAGCUCGACUCGAAGUGGUGCCUCCGGCGAGCCUCGGUCACAGUAACCGCCACAAACUUCUGCCCGUCUAACAACCAAGGCGGGUGGUGCGAUCCGCCACGUCACCACUUCGACAUGUCCACACCCGCCUUCUUUCGCAUCGCCAGACAGGGUAAUGAAGGCGUGGUUCCUGUGCUCUACAGAAGGGUGGGAGGCAGAAUAAGUGGGGGAGUCCGAUUCACAUUAAAGGGUCACCCCAAUUUCAACAUGAAAAUGAGAACAAACGUGGGUGGAAGCGGUGACAGAAAACGCGCAUGGAUACCGGGCUCCAGAUCCCCAAUAUGGAGCCCCAUGCGCCGUAACUGGGGCGCCAACUGGCAAACCCACUUUGACGUCCGCACCCAAACGCUGUCGUUUAGGAUCACUCUGCUCGACGGCAAGACUACUGAAUUCCUCAACGUUGUUCCUUCUUCCUGGAAAUUCGGACAGACUUUUUCUUCCAGCAAACAGUUCUCUUAGUAAAUUAUUACUACCAACUUAAUUAAUUUAUAAUUAAAUGGAGAUUAUAUUACUCCAGAUUAAUUAAUUUAUUAAUAUUUAUUUUUCCAUGAACGAUCACUUUUUUUUUGGAUGGUCCAUGGAUAUAUAUAAACGUUUCAAUA